GUGCGAGAUAGUCAGAGCCAGGGCCGGGGAGAUAGGCGAGAGCGGGACGCGGGUCCGCAGCCGGAGGAGCAGGGGAGGAGGGACGAGGGCGGAGGGAGAGGCGGGGAGGCGGCUCUUCCUGGUUGGGCCCUGACCCGAGCUGCUACCCGGGAAGCCAGCCGCGGGGACCUCCGUGACGCCCCGGCCUCCCCCCAGGAUGGCGGAGGAGCUCAUCACCCCCGUGUACUGCACCGGGGUGUCAGCCCAAGUGCAGAAGCAACGGGCCAAGGACCUGGGCCUGGGGCGCCAUGAGAAUGCCAUCAAGUACAUGGGCCAGGAUUUCGAGCAGCUCCGGCUGCGGUGCCUGCAGAGCGGGACCCUCUUCCGAGAUGAGGCCUUUCCCCCAGUGCCCCAGAGCCUGGGCUACAAAGAGCUGGGUCCCAACUCCUCCAAAACCUAUGGCAUCAAGUGGAAGCGCCCCAUGGAGCUGGUGUCAAGCCCCCAGUUCAUCGUGGACGGAGCCACACGCACAGACAUCUGCCAGGGAGCACUAGGGGACUGCUGGCUCCUGGCUGCCAUCGCUUCCCUCACUCUGAACGACACUCUUCUGCACCGAGUGGUUCCCCAUGGCCAGAGCUUCCAGAAUGGUUACGCUGGCAUCUUCCACUUCCAGCUGUGGCAGUUUGGGGAAUGGGUGGACGUGAUCGUGGACGACCUGCUGCCUACCAAGGACGGGAAGCUGGUGUUCGUGCACUCUGCCGAAGGCAGUGAGUUCUGGAGUGCCCUGCUGGAGAAGGCCUACGCCAAGGUAAACGGCAGCUACGAGGCCCUGUCAGGAGGCAGCACCUCAGAGGGCUUUGAGGACUUCACAGGCGGAGUCACCGAGUGGUACGAGCUGCGUAAGGCGCCCAGUGACCUCUACCAAAUCAUCCUCAAGGCUCUGGAGCGGGGCUCCCUGCUGGGCUGCUCCAUCGACAUCUCCAGCGUCCUGGACAUGGAGGCAGUCACCUUCAAGAAGUUGGUGAAAGGCCAUGCAUACUCCGUGACCGGGGCCAAGCAGGUGAACUACCAGGGCCAGAUGGUGAACCUGAUCCGGAUGCGGAAUCCCUGGGGCGAAGUGGAGUGGACUGGAGCCUGGAGUGACAACUCUUCCGAGUGGACUCAAGUCGACCCGCACACACGGGAGCAGCUGCGGGUGAAGAUGGAAGAUGGGGAGUUCUGGAUGUCCUUCCGGGACUUCAUGCGCGAGUUCACCCGCCUGGAGAUCUGCAACCUGACGCCCGACGCACUCAAGAGCCGGACCCUGCGCAACUGGAACACCGUGUUAUACGAGGGCACCUGGAGGCGCGGGAGCACCGCUGGCGGCUGCCGCAACUACCCAGCCACCUUCUGGGUGAACCCCCAGUUCAAGAUCCAGUUGGAGGAAGUGGACGACGAAGAUGACUGUGGGAGCCGGGAGUCUGGCUGCAGCUUUGUGCUUGCUCUCAUGCAGAAGCACCGCCGGCGGGAGCGCCGUUUCGGUCGGGACAUGGAGACUAUAGGCUUCGCGGUGUACGAGCUCCCUCGGGAGUUGAGGGGCCAGCCAGCCGUGCACCUGAAGCGUGACUUCUUCCUGUCUAACGCAUCCCGAGCUCGCUCGGAACAGUUCAUCAACCUGCGGGAGGUCAGCACCCGCUUCCGCCUGCCACCCGGGGAGUACGUGGUGGUGCCAUCCACCUUCGAGCCCAACAAGGAGGGCGACUUCGUGCUUCGAUUCUUCUCGGAGAAGAGUGCUGGGACCCAACUCUGCAGGGAGCUGGAUGACCAGAUCCAGGCCAACCUCCCAGAUGAGAAAGUGCUUUCAGAAGAGGAGAUUGAUGAGAACUUCAAGGCCCUCUUCAGGCAGCUGGCUGGGGAGGACCUGGAGAUCAGCGUCAGGGAGCUGCAGACCAUCCUGAACAGAAUCAUCAGCAAACACAAAGACCUGCGGACCAAGGGCUUCAGUCGGGAGUCCUGCCGCAGCAUGGUGAACCUCAUGGAUCGUGACGGCAAUGGGAAGCUGGGCCUGGUGGAGUUCAACAUCCUGUGGAACCGCAUCCGGAAUUACCUGACCAUCUUCCGGAAGUUUGACCUGGACAAGUCAGGCAGCAUGAGUGCCUACGAGAUGCGGAUGGCCAUCGAAUCUGCAGGCUUCAAGCUCAAUAAGAAGCUGUACGAGCUCAUUAUCACCCGGUACUCUGAGCCUGACCUGGCCGUGGACUUCGACAACUUCGUGUGCUGCCUGGUGCGGCUGGAAACCAUGUUCCGGUUUUUCAAAACUCUGGAUACGGAUCUGGAUGGAGUGGUCACCUUCGACCUGUUUAAGUGGUUACAACUGACCAUGUUCGCAUGAGGUGGGGCCUCGGUGCCCACUGCUGCUCCCCUCCUUCCCUCGUCUUGCUGCCAGGCCACGCCAGGCCACGCCAGCUGCAAGUGCCUCUCUCGGAGCGGGAAGGCGCCUCGUCCUCCUGUCCCUUCCCCCAGCCACCACUGUUCACCACUCUGGGCCAAGCUGUGUGGCCCCUUCCUGUCUCCAGCUGUGGGCUCAGGAUGGACUCCCUUGUCCCACCUCCCAUCACCAAGCCAGAAAGGCAGCUUUGCCCUGACUCCUGCCUCAGGGUGGGGAGCAGCACCCCCAUGCCAGCAUCCUGAUGUGCCCCUCCCCUCACUGCAGAGGUCGCACCCCCACUGGCCUCACCUGCAGACUUUAUAACCACUAGCUGCACAACCUGCAAUCGGGGUGCACAGUCUGCCAUCCAGGCCUGUGAGCCCCCCACCCUACCCCGGAAGCCCCCGGGGCUGGGAACGCCUGUGCCUUCCUGGGCAGAAGCCAAAUCCCCCUCCUUGCCCUGCAGCCCACCCCUCUGUAGCCCUGCUGGCCUGCCCGGAGCUGCCCUGGGGCUGGUUGGGCCUUCCUCGACCCUCUCCUUUUUUAUAUUGGUGUCUUUAAAGGGGACUCUUGUAGGACCCCACUAGUUGUGGGGUACUAGAGGCACAGGGCAUGGGACGGGGAGAUGCCAUGUUUCCUUGCAGAGGAGCCCCAGAUAAUAAAGGAAAAGGCCCCCCA
Molecule: messenger RNA, 3064 nt
Organism: Cavia porcellus (domestic guinea pig)
Lineage: Eukaryota; Metazoa; Chordata; Mammalia; Rodentia; Caviidae
Gene: Capn1
Product: calpain 1
Exons: 22
Coding region: 197-2350 (717 amino acids)
Biological process (GO): proteolysis
Cellular component (GO): cytoplasm
Molecular function (GO): calcium-dependent cysteine-type endopeptidase activity; calcium ion binding
Source: RefSeq, a predicted model, not a curated record